Messenger RNA from Ananas comosus (pineapple), 1169 nucleotides. RefSeq lists its product as uncharacterized. The record is from RefSeq and is a predicted model, not a curated record. Lineage: Eukaryota; Viridiplantae; Streptophyta; Magnoliopsida; Poales; Bromeliaceae. Bases 353 to 811 code for a protein of 152 amino acids. The transcript is spliced from 3 exons.
AACCACACUUUCUUCGAGCCCAUGGUAUCCGCUCCCAUUCCUUUCUCUCUCCCCACUCUUCAUGGGUCAUGGCCCUCAUCUCCAUUUUUUUCUCCCUCAAGAGGUCACUUUGAAAGGGACCUCUACCCAUAAAAUUUAAGGGGCUCGAGAUCUCGUGUAUUCUUUCUCCUUAGUUCCCACCACAACCCUCUUUUUUUUUCCUCCUCACACCUUAAUUUCUCUCUUUAAUUAACACAAAGAUGGAUAACAUAUAGCAAGUUCAAGAGGGGGGAAAAGAGAGAGAAAAGGGAGAAUUAAUCCCUUCGCCUAGCUAGCCAUAUACGUAUUUAAUUAUAUAUUUUAUCUCCUAUGUAUGAUCAUGGGCAAAGGUAGUUGUGCACCCUCUCAAUCUCCGUCACCGGCGGCGGCGGCGGCGGCGAUUUGUUGCAUGUGCGGCGAUCACGGGCUGCCCCGAGAGCUGUUUAAGUGCAAGAUCUGCCUUGUUAGAUCUCAACACAAAUACUGCAGCAACCUAUACCCAAGAGCUACGACGUACCGAGCAUGCAACUGGUGCUUGAGGGAGGAACAUGCAGUGAGACCGCAUGCGGGAGAUCAUGAUCAUCACAAGAUCAUAUCGGUUUCGUCCUCCGACGAUAACAACGCUGCGCUGCAGCGAAGCUCGUUCGUCUCCGAGCUCGACAAGCCCAUCAAGAAGCAGCGAGCGCCGGAGAAAGCGGCCGAGGAGCUGUCGCCGAAGAUGGGGAGGGUGAAGCGCGGGUUCAGAGGUAAAGUUCGGAGGUAUAAGCUGUUGGAGGAUGUCACCGGCAAAUGAAGCAACACGACGGUACUGCUUUCUUAUGUACGAACUCUGCAGGGCCAUAUGUUGAACUAUCCUACCCAAAUACAACCAAAAAUAUGUAUCAUAAACGUGGAAUAAUAUUUCAUGGACAAUGUUUUGUGGACCCUCCAAUCAUUUAACUUGCUAGUUCAAUAACCACGGUGCAAUAGAGAUCGAUGACGUGAUUUGAAUUAGAAAUUAGAGUUUGUGGACAAAGAGCAAAAUUAUCUCGUGUAACCACUAUGGACGCAAAGCAAAAUUUAGAUAAAAGGAUGGGGUAAAUUACACUUUUGGUCCUAAUAAAAGAAACAUGGUUAUAAACUAAAGCUUCGUGGGGAGGCUCUUCAUGUAA